Molecule: messenger RNA, 1323 nt
Organism: Chlorella variabilis
Lineage: Eukaryota; Viridiplantae; Chlorophyta; Trebouxiophyceae; Chlorellales; Chlorellaceae
Exons: 7
Coding region: 1-1323 (440 amino acids)
Biological process (GO): transcription elongation by RNA polymerase II; positive regulation of transcription elongation by RNA polymerase II
Cellular component (GO): Cdc73/Paf1 complex; nucleus
Molecular function (GO): RNA polymerase II C-terminal domain phosphoserine binding
Source: RefSeq, a predicted model, not a curated record
AUGGUGGACGAGCAGGUCAAGGAUCUGUUCGGCAGCGACAGUGACGACGAGGCGCCGCAGGCGGAGAAGGCGCGUGCUGGGGGCGAUGAGGCACAGGCGGAGCGGCAGGCUGGCAAGGCAGCGGCAACCAACCUUUUUGGCAGCUCGGACGAGGACGAUGAGCCGCCUGGGGCCAGCCAUCCGGUCACCCAGGCUCUGGGGGAGGACGAGGACGAGUACCCCGCCAGGAGCCCCAGCCCGGGCGCGGCGCGCGGCCCGCCCGUGUACGUCGACCUGGAGACGUUUGACGUGCAGCCGCAGGACAGCCUGCGCCUGGUGAAGCUGCCCAACAUCCUGGGGGUGGAGGCGCGGCCGUUUGACCCCGACACGUUUGAUGCGGGGGCGGAGGAGGAGGUUGACGAGCGCGGCUUCAAGCGCGUGCGCCUCAGAGACCAGAACUGCAUCAGGUGGAGGUGGGGGGUGGACGAGGAGGGCAACCAGGUGCGGGAGAGCAACGCGCGCUUUGUGCGCUGGAGCGACGGCAGCCUGCAGCUGGUGGUGGGCGAUGAGGUGAUGGAUGUCAAGGAGAUCGACACGACCAACGAGCACACCUACAUGUGCGUGCGGCUGCCGGGGCUGAUCCAGGGCCAGGGCCAACUCACCCGCAAGAUGGUCUUCCAGCCCGCCUCGCUGCAGAGCAACCUGCACAAGCAGCUGCGGGCGGCGGCCGACAAGCUGCACGUCAAGACGCAGAGGGUGCGCGCCACCACCACCCUGGUGGACCCCAAGAAGCUCAAGGCGGAGCAGGAGCGGGCCGAGGCGGAGCGCAUCCGCAGCCGCGAGAAGCUGGCGGAGCGGCAGACCAAGACGAUGCGCAAGUUUGGGCUGCCCGCCAUGCCGCGCGCGCGCAUGCCGCAGCAGCUCAACGCAGACUACUUGGAGGAGGAUGAGGACCAGGAUGAGGAGGAGGGGAUGGGUGAGGACCUGCAGGAGGCGCAGCGGCAGCGCAUGUUGGGGCGGGCGCGGGGCGCGUAUGAUGAGGACGAGGAGGAGGCGGCGGCGCGACUGGCGGCAGCCAAGAGCGGCGCGCCGGCGCCAGGCGGCAAGCGGCGACGCAUAGAGGAGGAGGAGGAGGAGGAGGAGGAGCUGAGUGCUGAGGAGGAGGAGGACGAGGAGGAGAUGAAGGACUUUAUCGUUGACGAAGAGGAAGAGGAGGAGGGUGGACGGGCAGGCGGCACGGCAGCGGCAGAAGAGGAGGAGGCGCCACCGCCCAGCAAGCAGCAGCAGCAGCCAGCAGUCAAGCAGCGGCGGCAAGUGGUGCUGAGCGACAGUGAGGACGAGUGA